AUGGCUGCCAUUGCGCUUGCCAAGCGUGGUCACAACAUUGACCGUUGUUUUAUCGGCGUGUCGCCGGGUGGCGCUGGUCAGAGUUUAUACUCAACACACCUGGAUGCUAUGUAUGGUCCACAUCAUACGUUUUUUGACCCCAACGUAUGGUACAACGAUGAGGAGCUACGGAAGCAAGUCGAAAGCUUUGCAUCUUGCUUCAUCAUCACGGGUCAAGAGGCCCCUGAUUCUCAGCGCAAAUUUCACUUAGACUUGUACAAGAAGACUAUGAGUGCUGACGGUAUAGCUGGGCGCAAGCCAUACGGGUAUACUACUCGCAUGUUCUCGGUCGUCGGGUGGAAACGUCUGGAGACAAAUCGUAUGAUAAGGUUCCAGGAUGUUUCUGAGGAGAACUUUCGAUCAGUGCUCCGCAGGGGCCUUGUCUGGGGGCCGCAAGCUGCGUUCCAUCAAGCAGAUUACUUGACGAAGCAUUGUCCUCGGCACGAAGAAUAUGGUGUCUUCUGUGCUGACCCGACCCUCAAACAGUUUCUGGUGUCAUCCGAGGCUUCCGUUGCCGGCUUGAAGCUUCAGGCAGCCUUUGAGAAGCAGCACAACAAGGAGAGCUGCCAGCAGCUUAUCGAAGAACAUGCUGGUCUUGGUGGUGAUGGUUGGUUCACAGAGACCAAAUUGCGCGAAGCAUGCGGUCUCCCGCCGAAAAUCAAAUCUGAACAGGCCUGUGACGGCCUCGCUGCUCUCGACACUAUUCAUACUUCAACUUCUCAAGAUGAUGCAACAGACCAAUGGACAGCAGUUCAGCAGGCCAUCAUGGACGAGGUCUUGAUAUCAGGCAGGGAGGGUAUGACUCUGGCAGAGUUCAAAAAGUUGAAGCUGAAUGCAGAUGGCAAAGGCGUACCCAAUGCGACUCGAGACGCGAUGUGGAAAACGCUGCAGGAGAAGAAGCUGUUAUUAGCAACUGUCCGCAACAGCACCUCUACAGAAGGCACUUGCAUAAGACGCGUGCCGAGUGUGGAGACAUGCAUUCCUUGCCUACGCUUGACAGCAUCGUUGAGCACUAUUGUCGGCGUGGACCCAGCCGACCAGGCCUUAGAGUUUCCGGAAGCAUAUGACGUGGGCAAACUUCGGGCGAACCAGGCGCAGGCUGCUCGGCAUGCGAAUGAAGGCCUGCUGCUUAUGGUGCUGAAGCCAGCCUUGGACAAGAAGGCGCAGAAGAAGGGCAGAGGCAAGUUGACAGAUGCAGAAUUUGCAAGAAUGGAAGACUUGCGCAAGAAGGCACAGAAAGUCAAAGACAUGCGUGAGCUGUGGGACACCUUGGCCGACGAGUCCCGCGAAUCCCGCGAACCGCUUCGGCGGCGCCUUCCAAACAAGGGCGCCGAUCCACAGCGGUGUGCUGCCAUCAACAAUGGCAUGAUGCAGCGAGUGGUGUCAUACAGCUUGACUCCCGGAGUGGCGAUGCGAGGGCGUCGGUACGUGCGAGGUUGGGGAGCUCAACGCAUGACCCGCGAGAUCCAAGAAUGUCUGCUGCCACACACAGUCGACUUGGAUAUCCACAACUGCUGCUUCGUCUUGCUCAAGCAGCUUUUCGAAAAACUAAAUUUGGGUGCCCUCAUCCCCGCAGAGCUUAACGAGGUGUUGGUCCGGUGUGCGGACAGCCGUGCGUCCGUGUGUACUGAAGAUUUGGGCGUCAGCCCUGCCAGAGGUAAGUUGAUGAUCUUGAACACCGUCCUCAACGGUGGCAGGCCCCCAAAAGACUUGCUUGCAAACAGUUUCCUGCGGAGACUGCAGAGUUUAUCUGUGUGGUGCAGAUGGUUGGCCUGCUCUUUGCUUCCUCAGGUGCAUGAAGUCAUGCAAAGCCGAGACGACAAAACAUUCCCAACGGCAACAGUGUUCCAUCAUCUGUGGACUUGCGUCGAGGAUUGCAUUCUGCAGCGCUGGGCUGAAUAUGUUCUUGAGCAUAAGCCUACGCACCUUUCGUUGCACUUCGACGGAAUUCGCGUGAACGCUGACGUUGCCGAAGACCGUGAGGACUUCAUUCGGAAGUGUGAGGAGCAUGUUCUGCGGACAACCAGCUUUCGCAUCAGCAUCCGAGAGAAGCGGCACUUCAGCUGCAUGUCGCUGCUUCGUGCACGUGUGUCAGGUGUUGAGUCAUUAUCGUCUGUUCCUGCCACGCUGCUCAACUAUCCAGACUCCAUCCCCUGUGCACUCUGGCACAUUUCGGCUUUUGCCACAGAGAAGAUUGACGACGCCAAUCAUCGGUUGAAUUGCGCCGCACAAGAGAGAGGCCGCCGAACAUACAGGGAAGUAGCCGAGCUCUCCAACAUCAAGCUCCAUCCGCUGUUCGGGUUGCCCAGCACUCGCCCGGUUAAAUUUCUCCUUCAUCUUGGAAACAAUGGCUCCCCCUGCUGCAUCGGCGUUGAUGCUUCUGACAAAGACGUGUCAGUCUUCGCAGGUGAGCAGAAGUGGCACCUGAGCAGCUCAGAGUUUUCAGAUCUCAUUGCCGAGGGUACAGAUCGGGCCACUCUGGCAACUUUUUCAGUUUCUGAGGUCAAAGUUGAGAAGGAUUCUUCUGUCCUUGCAGCUAUAGAUCGGGCAGAUGCCUUGCUAGAUCUCCAAGCUGGCGCAGAUCACCUGGCCGGACCCAUGGUGCUGGAUUCCAGUUCCCCUGUGGAAUCGGACGACGCAGACAAUGCCAGUGCGUCUGCUGACGACUUCUCCUUGCCUGCACCGGCCAUGAUUGUGGAUGAUGCAGGUGAAGUUUUUUUCCAAGACGAUAUUCUGACCAGCUUGAAGCAGGAGCUCGAGAACCACAUGGCAGAGGUCAAAGCACGCAAGGUUCAGAAGCAAAGCGGAAUGUAUCGCUGCUGUUUCUGUCCAUUUCGUUCUUUUGAAAGGUUGUCUCGUCUUGUGGAGCAUCUCUCGACGUACCACGUUUCCAAGAGGCAGUAUGUACCAUCAGGCACUAAGCAGAUCAAGGUCAUUUUGGCGCUGCAUGAUGCAGACUGCAUGGCACGCAAGAAGUCGGGGCAGUAUUUGAGCCGUAGUGCAGAGCUGCUGCGGACAAUAGUGUUGCUUCCUUUGAAACACUCGGUGAACGAGAUUGACCGGCACCUGCGACUUGUUUUCACUGGGACAGGUCCUGAGUAUCGCAAUAUCGACGAGCUGAAGACGCUUGUGGUCCGCCGCGUCCGAAACAUUUACUACACGAAGGACUUCGCUGAGCAACUGUAUCGUGAAAUUGUGCUACAUCACUCCAAUGUCCCUUGGUCCGGCUUGCAAUGUCUGUGUUUGUUUAUCGAGCAGUCGAGCAUGUUUUUGCUUGAGGUGCGCAGCAUCUGGCCCCGGUUGCAUCUUCGUGCUCUAGAAAGCGGCAAUGUCCUGGGCAAUCUGUACCCCACUCACACGCGCUUCUGGUGGCCCUUGGUGGAAGAUGUGUUCUCAUCUCCCUCUUUCAAUGUCUUGGAGAGACGUCUUGUCUUUGCUCUUGAAGAGGCAAGAGAAUACACUGCCAUAUCUCUCGACGGCACGCUGAAGAUCUGCAUGCGUGUCAAAGGGCAGGAGCAAGCCAACCGGAGUUCGCAGGUGAGGAACAGCGCUCCUUUCGGAGACGAUGUCGCACACCGACGAGUCCUCACUGUCCGGGGUCGCACGGGUGCUGUGCUUGCCAUGAGUCCAGUUCCGUCGGAGGAGUCAGAUGUCAUCGCUGCGGUGCUGGCGGCUUCUUUGUCGCCUGAGGCAAGAGCUCAGGUCCAAUACGUCGCAACAGAUGCACCGAGCCGGAAGUUAUGUUCCGAGCUUCAAGACGUUUGCCCAUCUCUCAAAGGAUUGACGCUCGACCCUGUCCAUCUCGCGAUCAAGUAUGAGUACGCCUCUGCCAACAAAAGAACCGCAGGCAGCAAGACUUUGCGAUUGGCGCUGCAAAGAAUGACCAGGGUGGAUACGCAGAAGAGUGCUCGAGCAUGGGGGCGUCUCUACGAUGGCGGACAAGCGCCUGAGCUCUCGCAUGAAGAGCUGCAGCUGCGGGAGAUGAUUCUUGCCUGCAGCAUGCCUCAUGACAGAGCUGAUGUGGUGCUAGCAAAGCUCGGUCGAGAUGCACAUCUGCCAAUCUAUGCUCGUGCGACAUUGAUCGAAAUCAUUGCUGGGCGGACUGUGAAAGGAGAGGGAGUCUCGGUUGCCAAAUCGCUCUGGUUCGCAUGCUCUGCCGACCGCUUGGAGUGGCUCAUCAACAACAUCCGCAUGCGGCAAGGGAUGUCGACUGAGGAUCGUGCGUUCCUCGGAAGUGGAACAAGCACAAAUGAAGCCCUUCAUGCUGAGCUGAGAAGCUGGUGUACUUCUAUUCAUGAGAUGCACCGGAGCACACUAGAAGUCAAGCUUCGAGUUCUGGUGCACCGGAAGCGAUUGGCCCACCACGUCGCUACGUACUUUCCCCCAGCUCGCCAAACACGAGAGGGAAUCAUUCUUGCAAGAGUCUUGGCCAGGCCGAUGUUCACGGCCAUGGCUUGGAAAUCUUGGUGUCAGUCGCAGAUCACUUUGAAAGGCAUAGACAAAGCCAGGCUCCCUCUUGUUCAUGCUCGAUGUGAGGAGACAGAGAAGGUGAGGCAGUGGAGGCAGCGACAGUCGUGCAAACAAAAGGCACGUCGCAUUCGCAAGAGAACUAGCUUUAAUGCUAAGCGGCACUCAUCUCUUAAAAAGAGAGGAGGUGUCCGCACGGCUUUCUGA
Symbiodinium necroappetens is the source of this 4713-nucleotide messenger RNA. Lineage: Eukaryota; Dinophyceae; Suessiales; Symbiodiniaceae. The record is from the annotation of a GenBank genome assembly.